UGAGCGCUGGGGCGCGUGCGCGAGCGGUGCAGCACCGGCCGCGGGAGCAGGGAGUAUUAUGGGCUGUGGGUGCCUCUGAGCAAGAUGGAGCUAUCUGCAGUGGGCGAGCGGGUCUUCGCGGCCGAAUCCAUCAUCAAACGCCGGAUCCGAAAGGGACGCAUCGAGUACCUGGUGAAAUGGAAGGGGUGGGCGAUCAAGUACAGCACUUGGGAGCCGGAGGAGAACAUUCUGGAUUCGAGGCUCAUCGCAGCCUUCGAGCAGAAGGAAAGGGAACGUGAGCUGUAUGGGCCCAAGAAGAGAGGACCCAAACCCAAAACUUUCCUCCUAAAGGCCCGGGCCCAGGCGGAGGCCCUCCGCAUCAGUGAUGUGCAUUUCUCUGUCAAGCCGAGCGCCAGCGCCUCCUCGCCCAAGCUGCAUUCCAGUGCCGCGGUGCACCGGCUCAAGAAAGACAUCCGCCGCUGCCACCGCAUGUCCCGCCGCCCCCUGCCACGACCAGACCCACAAGGGGGCAGCCCUGGCCUGCGCCCACCCAUCUCGCCCUUUUCUGAGACGGUGCGCAUCAUCAACCGCAAGGUGAAGCCCCGGGAGCCCAAGCGGAACCGCAUCAUCCUGAACCUGAAGGUGAUUGACAAGGGUCCGGGAGGAGGCAGCCCUGCGCAGGGUGCAGGGGCGCUCGCCCGCCCCAAAGUCCCAUCGCGGAACCGGGUCAUUGGGAAGAGCAAGAAGUUCAGCGAAAGCAUGCUGCGCACCCAGAUCCGCCACAUGAAGUUUGGCACCUUCGCGCUGUACAAGCCCCCGCCCGCCCCUCUGGCGCCCUCUACCGCGGGCAAAGCCGACGUGGCCGCCUCCGGGCCUGGGCUGCUCCUGGCCACCCCAGCAGCUGCCCCCUAUGACGCACACAGCUCCAGCUCUUCCGGCUGCCCCUCACCCACACUGCAGUCCUCUGACCCAGACGAUGCACCACCCAAGCUACUACCCGAGACCAUGAGCCGAUCUGCUCCCAACUGGCGAGAGCCAGAGGUGCUCGAUCUGUCCAUCCCUCCCGAGGCGGCUGCCACAGGCCAGCGGGCGCCUCCUGAUGCCACUGCUGCUGCGGGCCAGGCGCUCCACACAGCCCUGGAGCCCACAGGUGCCUCCUCCUCCGAGCCCGAGGCUGGGGACUGGCGCCCCGAGAUGUCGCCGUGCUCCAAUGUCGUCGUCACAGAUGUCACCAGCAACCUCCUGACCGUGACCAUCAAGGAAUUCUGCAGCCCCGAGGAUUUCGAGAAGGUGGCUGCUGGGGUGGCAGGUGCUGCAGCGGGGGGUGGUGGCACCGGGCCAAGCAAGUGAGGGGCUUCCCCAAGGAGGGAGGCUUUGGGGGGGCCUCCUUCCUGGAGUCAUCUUUGUGCUCCCACCCCGUCCCUGCCCUCAGACCCGUUUGCCUGUGCUCUGCUUGCCUCAGAUGGCUUGGUGUUGACCCAGGGAUGGGGAUGGGUAGUCCUGGACGUGGUUAGGGUUCUGGUAGGGUACAGAAAGGAAGAAUUGCUUCCUGGUGUCCCUGGCACUGUCCCUGACUGUGCAGGUGGGGCCCAGUAGGUGGCUUCUGGGGAAGCCCAAGAACUUGGGGUUCAGGUCCUACCCACACCCCACCCUGCCUCUCCUAGCUUGCUUCUUGCUGUGUGUGCACUGUCCGGCCUUGGUGCUAUCUCAGUGGCUGCAGGGCCCCUAGGAGAUCCCACCUAGGGUGGGUACAAUCUCUUAGUGCCACCUGGGACUGAGUGAAGGAUGAGGCCGAAAUGGGCCCCUCCCUCGCGACACUAUUGAGGGUGGCAGCAGCUGGGCCAGAGGCCCCCCCUCCCUGCUUGCCUGUAUCUGGACCAGGCCCACGCAGAUCUUGUGUCCCACACGCCCUGUCUCUAUCCAAAACCCCCUUUGAAGGUGGAGGGGCUGCAGACAUGGCACCCUGCCGCAGCCUCUGGGCAUCUGGAAGCCCUCCUCUGUUUUCUACCAAAGGUGCUGUAGGAACCUGCUGUGGAAACUUCUGGCUGUGCAUGUGUGUUUGCCCUUGGCUUGUUCUUGCGUGGACCCAUGUGUGUGCUGGGUGCAGGGUUUCGGGCUUUCCUGCAACACCCCUUACCGGUUCCUCAGAACAGGGUCGCUGAAGGCGUGGCCUCCCUUGCCUUAGCCAGGCCUGGCACAGUCGGGUCUGUGUGGUUUGUCGUGGAAGCCACAGGCCUCUCCUCCAAUCCCAGGUUCCUGGGGGACAUGGAGCCCUCAGGCCCUUCACACAGCGGCCAACAUGGUGGGACUGUUGGGGGCGGGUCCAGC
Molecule: messenger RNA, 2307 nt
Organism: Peromyscus eremicus (cactus mouse)
Lineage: Eukaryota; Metazoa; Chordata; Mammalia; Rodentia; Cricetidae
Gene: Cbx6
Product: chromobox 6
Exons: 5
Coding region: 85-1329 (414 amino acids)
Source: RefSeq, a predicted model, not a curated record